UUCGCGCGUAAACGGAGGCACGCCUCCACCGUCGAGCUCGAGUGUCGCUGGCGGCGCCCCAAGAGAGAGCGUCCGACUGCUCCCGAGGACGUACUGCGAUGCGAUACGAUCCUGAAGCCGGAGAAGGGGACCCGCGCAUGGCGUUCCACCCGUUCCUGCUUCCUUCAGCGGCAAGACCGACAGACUUCAGCAUGCACUCCAUACUGAGUCAGCAGCCACCCUACUUGCCCCUGGGAGGAUUUCCACUGUUUCCCAAGCUGCAUCAGGCGGGAUCGAGCUGUCCUCCGCUCACCCCCGAAGAAGUGCUCGCUGUGCAUCAGUCUCAGCUGCGGGGAACUCCCAUGCGGCCCAUUGAGCCGGAAGACGACGGUGUGCAGGAUGAUCCCAAAGUGAGUCUCGAAUCGAAGGAACUGUGGGAAAGGUUUCAUGCGUUCGGAACGGAGAUGGUGAUCACCAAGUCUGGAAGGCGCAUGUUCCCCGCCUACAAAGUGCGUGUGUCCGGCCUGGAUAAGAAGUCCAAGUACAUUCUCCUUAUGGACAUUGUGGCAGCGGACGAUUGCCGCUAUAAGUUCCACAAUAGCCGGUGGAUGAUCGCCGGCAAGGCAGACCCCGAGAUGCCCAAGCGGAUGUACAUCCAUCCAGACUCCCCUUCAACGGGAGAACAGUGGAUGCAGAAAGUGGUCUCCUUCCACAAGCUCAAGCUCACCAACAACAUCUCCGACAAGCACGGAUUCACGAUCCUGAACUCGAUGCACAAGUACCAGCCCAGGUUCCAUCUCGUGCGAGCCAACGACAUCCUCAAGCUUCCUUACAGCACCUUCAGGACGUACGUCUUCAAAGAGACGGAAUUCAUCGCUGUCACUGCUUACCAGAACGAAAAGAUAACGCAGCUGAAGAUCGACCACAACCCAUUCGCCAAGGGCUUCCGUGAUACAGGUGCGGGAAAGCGGGAGAAGAAGAGGCAAGCAAUGUUACUGCAGCAACAGCAGCAUGACUUGCAACAACGCUCUUCAGGCAGCCAUAGCACGAAUAGCCAUCAGCAAGGUUUAUUUUCGAGCCACGAAGACUCCAGCGAAGACGAGGACAAACUAGACGUUGGCGAGCCCGCUGACCUACGACCGGAAAGAUUACUGGACCGCCAGGGCUGUUCUGACGUCAAACGAGGUGAAAGCUCCGAAAAGCGUCCAACGCCAUCGUCAUCGUCCACCGCACCCACGGAGACCAUCGACGGCAACAGUCUGAGUCUUGGCGCUGAAUCCGGUCUGCCGCAACCGUCUCCUCUCCUCCCUUACUUCUACCCUCCUGCCCUUUAUAAUCCUGGACUGAGUCUCCCGCAGCUGUUCUUCCCUGGUGGUGCCAGCGGAAUGGCUGCCGCCGCCGCCGCUAAUCCAGCGGCGCUCUCAUUCCUCAUGGCCGCUAACCAUCCGCUCCUGAACCCUGCUGGUUAUUCCGAGAUGGCAGCGCGCCUGAAGCAAUACCGGUUCUCACCCUACACCGUUCCUACACACUCCACUACCGCGAACGCCAUGGCGUCGUCCUUGUUCACGGCCGGCUUUGGCCUGCACUCUGGGCCCGAAGCGAGUCCGUCGUUGCCCCGUUCGCCGUUCGAGAGCAGUCUUCUUCCGAACAGCCUGGCACGGGCACCGUCUACAACGCCGCCUGCGGUCGACUCUAGCAAACCGUGUUCACCUGCUGGUUCGGACAGCGGGAAUGCGACGGAAGGACAGGCAUCGAGGAGACACAGCUCGUCGUCGCGUACGGCCAGUGUGUCCAGUGACUUGAAAAGCAUCGAGAAUAUCGUGAACGGACUUGAACAAAGACGGGACUUUCUAAGAGAGCCAAAGACUGGUGCGGGGAAUAGUGUUAGCGGGACCUCGUAGGUGUGUGUGUGUGUGUGUGUGUGGAACAAUGUUCUGUAAGCUCACGAGUCGUGCCUGUGGUGUCUGGAACAUAGAACGGGUUUCAGAGCGGCGAACAACUGUCAACAUCUGCGUACAUAGACUACCUGUUGAGAAUAAGGAUGCCAUUGACGAGAACGAAAUGGUUGCAGGGGGGGGGGGGGGAAUAUAGGUUUAUUGCAAUCAAACAAAAAAAAAAAAAACACGAAAGAGGGGAAAGGUUAGCCUGGCUCCAGCUGCCGACUUGCUAUUCCCACUUACGAAAUGGUUGCAGUGUAGAAAAAGAAAGUUGUGGCAACACGAUCCCGCCACAAAAUGGGCAUUUCACGAUGCUGUUGUACAUAGCGAGAACUAUAAAAGCACCAUAUCCUGCUUGGAACGAAAGGGACGUCGUUCGAAAUUCGAACGACAUGUUAUUUAUUUUGCAAAGGCCUUGUAAAUAUGAUAGCGAAAUAUGAGUGGUUGUACGACUACCCCGGGGGCUUAAUAUAAAUAUCGUCAUAGUCAGAUUAUGCCUAGAAAUGCUUCCCUCCGAUAUCUACUCUACCAAAGAAGGCAUGCAGCGUCAACGAGUCCACGAAUUUAGUGGUAUACCAGUUCGUCAAAGCGUUCAGUAGCAAUACACUGUAUAAUGACACGUUUUGGUGAAUCGUGGCAACGCCAUCUAGAAUAAACAAGGCCCGAUCGCCACUCGAACUCCCCUCCAAUCACAGUCAUGCUCUCAAGGGAUGUAUAGCCAUGGAGACAAGCCACCAUCAACCGCAUGGAAAGCCACUCCUAGCCACAGGCUUUUUUGGGUGUGCAGAAAUCGUCUGCGGUGACUGGUUGAAGCCGGGGACGUCGCGACCUGUCUACGUAACGAAAGAGGGAGAGGAGGCGUUGAAAAGGCCUUCUUAAAUCUAGAUGGCGUUGGCGAAAGUCAGUUGAUAUUUCAGUUAUACAUAGAAUGAUGUGGGCGCGUAUAAUGCCGAUUAAAAUGCGGGUCAUUUGUGACACUGAAGAUUGUGGUAUCUGCAGCAAUACGGAUAUAAAGUGGCGACGGUGUUAAACGAUGUUACAUUAUCUGCUAAAUCUGUUGCACCUGCGUGAGACACUAUCAAAAUAACGCAUCGUCCAAGUGUAGCGCAGUGCACCGAACGUAUGUAAUAAAGGCAUUACCAUAGAAACUGA
Messenger RNA from Ornithodoros turicata, 3068 nucleotides. Its product is annotated as T-box transcription factor TBX3-like. Lineage: Eukaryota; Metazoa; Arthropoda; Arachnida; Ixodida; Argasidae. Gene Ontology annotation, cellular component: nucleus. Gene Ontology annotation, biological process: cell fate specification; positive regulation of DNA-templated transcription; regulation of transcription by RNA polymerase II. The transcript has 6 exons. The record is from RefSeq and is a predicted model, not a curated record. Gene Ontology annotation, molecular function: DNA-binding transcription factor activity, RNA polymerase II-specific; RNA polymerase II cis-regulatory region sequence-specific DNA binding. The coding region runs from base 99 to 1880 and encodes 593 amino acids.